AUGGGGAACGAGAUCAGUAGUGAAGAGCCAUGGCCUCGCCAGCCCCAUCGAUAUGACCGCCCUGAAGCGACUCCGGCUCCGGGUCCGGCUCCCGCUGUCAUUGCUCGAUACAUCACUUCCCUUUGCGUCGGAGAAGACAUCAAGAAUGUCAAAGUCAUUGGCAAUCGGCACAUAGUCACGGUAGGGACCACCAAGAAUCGAGACGGUUAUAGACACUUCAUGGUUUGGCACGCCGGAACAGGUCAGCACAUUCCCAUCUAUCGGAACGACAUUGACUUCAACGAUGUUGCCGACCGUAGUGGCGAGCAGGAUAGCGAAUAUGAUGAUGGCCAACCCGGAUCCUCUGAUGUUCGUCGCGAGGCAUAUCGAGCAUAUCGAGCAGAUCGAGCAUAUCGAGCAUAUCGAAUUGCAAAUUACAGAGACAGAGGAAGCGGCCUUCGACCGGGACAGCCUCAAAAGCAUGGAAACAGCAAGACGGCCGGCAAAGCCUCCCAAAUUCGGCCAGGCGUGACGCUUAACUAUCACGUCAGUGGUGACAUCGUCUUGUCGCCGAAAUUUGACCACGGUUGUUCCUUCCUACGACCCGACCACAAGAGCGCCAGCAUCGACAACGUCGACAUACACGAACAAGCCAGCUCCAGUGGACCCGACGACCUAGGCAGUCUCUGGCUCCCUGUAGCUAUCUCCCCGAAUCCCGGUUCUAUCCCAGGGUUCCCUGAAGUCUACGCCGGCGUACGUUACAAGCACACGACGGAUUUGUGUAUUGUGGGGAUCUCACCGACGCGAAGGCUGGAGAGCUCCUGGAAGGUCCACGAUGAUGAGAUCACACACCUGGCAUUCACGAGCAACGGCCAGCACGUCGUCAGCUUGGCGAAGAACAAGACUUGCCGGAUUACUAGCAUCACCUUCGGCCCGAUGUUUGAAGAGAGGCGUUUUCACACCAAAUACAAAGCGAGCAUGCUUCAAGUGGCCGGGGACCCCCCGAUGAUUGUGUCGGUUUGGGGCACUGACGUGCAUAUCUGGUACCCAUGGGCGAACACUGAGCAGUUCUGGUCGUACAGCUUGAACGAGCCCAGGAAAACGCGAGUCGUUCCGCUAUGUAUUUCUGGCGACUGCCAAUAUCUAGCUUGCGGCACGAACGAUGGCUUCGACCUCAUCUAUGUGGCAUCCGGUGAGCCAUUUGUGAAGGGCCUAGGGCGAGGGUUGGGGCUAUGCGACAUUCAGAAGGGGGCAUUCGGCGCAGACUGCCAGUCCAUCGUCGUCGCAACCGCAGACAAUCGUGUUCACACCUUUGAGCUUGACGGAAUGGGGCGGGAUCAACAUAAAAGACCAUGCCCAGAAACGGAGAACAGACAUCCAGGUGAAGAGCACGGGCGCCGGGUGACCUUUGCAACAGGUCAAGAUAAUCAUCAUCAGGCUGGUGCAGGACAGGAGAGGAGCAUCAAGAUAGAGGGCGUGUUUUGGGGUGUCACCGGCAGUCCUGGGACAGACCCGCCGCCUUAUACGCGUUAG
Diaporthe amygdali is the source of this 1512-nucleotide messenger RNA. RefSeq lists its product as uncharacterized. The record is from RefSeq and is a predicted model, not a curated record. Gene Ontology annotation, molecular function: protein binding. Bases 1 to 1512 code for a protein of 503 amino acids. The transcript has a single exon. Lineage: Eukaryota; Fungi; Ascomycota; Sordariomycetes; Diaporthales; Diaporthaceae.